GAUAUUACGCGUAUGCAGAUAAGGCUACAAGGUGGGCACCAUUUUGAACUGAAAACAGAAAGAACGGGGGGGAGAUGAUGGUGGCGAGCGUGACUGCAGCGGCCGGCGCUAGCACCGUCGUAGCUACAACAACAACAACAAGGGCGGCGGUGGUGUUAAUGACGAGACAGUGGGCACAGUAGCAUCAGGCCAUUGUCACGGCGGAGAGGGGAGCGCGGGCGAGGCGGAGAGAGAGAGACAGAAGUGGAGGUGAAGGAGGUAGCCAGAGAAGAUAAAGCCAUGGCCGCCGAGCCCAAGUACGAGCUGCUGAGGGAGCUGGGGCGAGGCAGCUUCGGCGUGGUGUACGAGGCGGUGGUGCGGGGCACGGGCGCGCGAAGGGCCGUCAAGAGGAUCCGCUGCUGCAGCCCCGAGAGCGUGGAGCUCGGCCUGCAGGAGCUGUGGGCGCUCAAGAGCGUGCGGCCGCCGCGGGGCCACCACAACGUGGUGCGCUUCGACGAGUGCGUGCUGCAGCACAACGGCCGCGCUGCGCGCAUGGCCCGGGACGACUACGAGCGCGGGGAGGCGUACCUGAGGCUCGUGGAGACGUCCCUCAAGGGUGAGCGCUGCUUCGGUCCGGGCAACUCCUACUACCUGUGGCUGGUAAUGGAGUACUGUGACGGUGGUGAUAUGAAUGGCUAUCUGCUGUCGCGCCAGCCGGACCACUGGCUCAACACAAGCUUUGCGAUGCAGCUCAGCCGUGCUGUCGCCUUCCUGCACCGCAACAGCAUCGUGCACCGCGACCUCAAGCCCGACAACAUCCUGGUGGCUGAGAACUCUGGCCGGCCUGUGCUUAAGGUGGCUGACUUUGGUCUAAGCAAGAUAUUCGCUGGCCAAGGACAGGGCCUGAGCAGUGGCGAGUCUGUGAAUCGCGCGUGGCUGUCUCCUGCAUGCGGCUCUUCCUUCUACAUGGCACCCGAGGUGUGGGAGGGGCACUUCACUGCCAAGGCCGAUAUCUUUGCGCUGGGCAUCAUUGUGUGGGCCAUGCUGGAACGCAUCACCUUCACCGAUGCCGAGUCCAAGCGCAAGCUGUUAGGCUCCUACGUGCGCCAGGGCCGGCGCAUCGUGCCGGUGGGCGAGGCGCUGCUCGAGAACCCGCGCACGGAGCUGCACAUCCCACGGCGCCGCCACAGCCCCAUGAGCACGGCGAUGGCGGUGCUGGUGCGCGAGAUGCUGUCGCCGCACCCACAGGAGCGGCCCGACUCGGUUACGCUGGAGGCUCGCGUGCGCGAGGCUGUGGCCUGUGCUGUGUGACGUCCGCACCGCUCUGCCUGCCAUCUCCGCCGCUGACACCCCUUGACAACCCAUUCUGCUGCCUCCCCAGCCUCUGCACCUGCCCUUAGUGUACCUACUACCUCCUGGCUUCAUCCUCCUCAAGCCCAGCCAAGAAAGCAUCCUUUGACAAUGUUUCCCGGUUCUCAAGCAAGCCAUUUAACACCACUGCAAGGCAUAUACGUGGGGGGGGGGAGGGCGAGAAGCGUGGAAUUUGGGAGGUGGGGGCGGCGAUAGGGGGUGAUGCGGUUGGUGAGGGGGCAGCUGGAAGGGCUCCGAAGGGCUUUACAUCAUCCAUCGUGAAUCCACAGUACAAGGGGUGGUGGCUGCUACAGGGCGGGGUGACACCUUUCGGUCAAAACAAACGCAAGGCACAACUGUUUGAGUGCCACUUGAACACUGUGAAAAAUAGUAACUUAAGUAAUAAAGGAAUAUAAACUGACCAGUGAUUGGUGCGUGGUGGGAUUGGCCUUCUGAAAAUGACCAAAGCUGGCUGCUUCCGCUUGUUUAAGAGGAGAACUGAUGGGUGAAUGUAGCCAUGAUUGGCGCUGUUUUAGCAUACUGCUGCAGUUUCCUCUGAAUGUUAAACUACCUGGCAUUGGUUUGAAAAACUGUAUAUGAAUAGGGUGAUGCCCACCACAUCACUGGACUUGAAAUGGACCAUCGUUGAGUUUAUGGUGUAACGUUAUUUUUUAUGUUGUCAUCAUUUUAUCCGAGUACAUCGUGGCUGUGACAAAUGUUUGCGCUGCACUCAAAUGUUCUGGCUGUGUGGGUUGAUGAAGUGAGUGAGCGAAUGUUGGUGAAUUAAAGGGACAUGCAAAUAAAACGAGUAACACCUUCCCUAAAUCAUUCCAGGUGAAAAGUAAUGCCUAGUUUUAAUUUCCCUUUGAAUUGAAUGUCCAAAUAGCAUGACGAGUGACCUAAUGAUAUUCACUGGGUUAACUUUCCACUAACAUUUGAAAGGGAUCUAUGCAAUUACAUUUUCAGUUAGAUUUUUGAAUAAACUUCUUUAAAAGAAAAACACAAUUUUAUUCAUGUUAGAGCAGCAUGUCGCCCACAGGGAUUAUUUUUGUCGUCGGGUGCAUUUUUUUUUCAUUAGCGAUUUCAGAAAAUGUAGAUAUAUUUCCUUGACUGCAUGGGGCACGGGUGGCUGGCAUCCACUCUAAAUGCAGACUUUUGGUCUGGACACCGUAUUUACGUUGAUCCUGUUUCACAUUGUUCUGAUGUCACAUUGGUCCUGUUCACAUUGAGCAGUGCUUUGCAACAGCUUUUUAGAGUUUGGCCCACAUCUCUCAGUGUAUGGCAGUGUUUAAUUCCGAAGCAAUGCACAGAGCAUCAUCCCAAUAUCUGUCAUUUGGUUGUUUGACCAAUCAUAACACGUCUUUGGUACACAGGGUAUCUCCUCUGGCACACAUGCAGGGGUAUAUCAUUACUUUUUGAAAAUUGGAGAUUUGUACCGCAAUUCUGUGGAAUAGUUAUGAAAGCUUUGUCGCAAUCUCUAAACUCAAAUACAUUCACCAGGUUGUGUUCCACUUAAAAUUCUGCGAAACAUUUACAGGUACAGGCGGGAUUCACAAUAAUGAAAUAUUUGACGUCUGCUUUACAUGGCAAUAAUAGGUAAUGUUACAGUUAAACUGUCGAUGGAGUGGGCUUCUGGCUGGCACUGAACGGUGCAAAUGGUGCAUCUACAUUCAUUAAACUGGUUUCACUUGUAUAGGUUCACUGCCAAUGGCUAAGAGCUGCAUUUGCUUUAGGCAGGUAACAUGACAAACCAAAUCCCAAAUAUGCUUUGGGCAGUGUAAAUACACCUUUCAUUGUCGGGCCACUACCCUAAAUGCCUCGCAAGUAGCACACGCCGUUUGCACUUCUGACCAGCAGAAGCAUGUUUAUUCUGCGAUGCAGCUUGGUGCAAUAUAUGGGUAUAGCAGGUUAGGUUGGGCAGUAAACAGCAAAUGAAAUUGACCAUUUUAAGCACUCAAAGUAGAAAAUUUAAUUCAGAUUUUAAAUGGCUGAUUUCUAAAAUAUAGAAUGCAAAACGAGGCAAAUUCUCAUUGUUUUGCAUAACAUUCUGAGCACUUAGAGCUUUAAUGACCUUGUUCAAUAUCUCUAAAUUAUUACAGUGCACCUAUAUUUAAGAAACUAAAAGCCACUCGUAUGACAAAACAGCACAUGCCACUCCUGCUGCGUGAUUUGUUAGGGGUCCUUGGUGAUUUUUUUCUAAAUUUUUAGAUGUACCACUGAGCAUAGCAAAAUACCUUAAUUGGCAAGAUAUAUUAAAAGCCAGAAACGGUUUCCCUAGCAUUUUAAUUCAUCAAUUGAAACGCGGAAUGAGUUUGCUGCAAGGUGAAGUUGGUGUUGUAAAUGGCCUAUCGAUUACUGAAUGUUCAGGUAUGUUGCUUUGAACUCUUACGUCAAGUCGGCAGCAAUGAAUGGGCCCUUAAGUGCAUUUGACGGUAAAAAGGUGUAUUUAUUCAUUUGUUUGGUGACAUUAAAUGAUACAUUGCAGCGGUGAAUGAGCCUCCAUCCCUUUACAUAUGCAUGCCUUGCAAACCAUUCCUUGGUCAACUUGGAUAAUAUAAUUUCACAUCAAUUACAGUUACUAUUGGAGCAUAAUGUUUGGUUUAUACAUUUCUGUGUAUCACAAUCAGUGAAAAUUGUUCACAAUUCAUGCUAGGUUGUUACUAUGUUUUUUUAAAAUUGUUAAACGUAACAUUUUUUAUGCUAAAGUGAUGUACAAAAUGGUUUUAAUUCACACGUUCUAUUAUGCAUGCUUUUGUUGCACUCGUGUGUGUAAUUUUUACCAACAGACACUAAGCCAGGACAUAAUACAUGCUAAGCUUUCAGUAAAUCCACA
Messenger RNA from Petromyzon marinus (sea lamprey), 4162 nucleotides. RefSeq names its product serine/threonine-protein kinase 35-like. Gene Ontology annotation, molecular function: protein kinase activity; ATP binding. NCBI's taxonomy places the organism in Eukaryota, Metazoa, Chordata, Hyperoartia, Petromyzontiformes, Petromyzontidae. Gene Ontology annotation, biological process: negative regulation of G2/MI transition of meiotic cell cycle; protein phosphorylation. The record is from RefSeq and is a predicted model, not a curated record. Gene Ontology annotation, cellular component: cytoplasm; nucleus.